This is a messenger RNA of Camelina sativa (false flax), 1364 nucleotides long. Lineage: Eukaryota; Viridiplantae; Streptophyta; Magnoliopsida; Brassicales; Brassicaceae. The record is from RefSeq and is a predicted model, not a curated record.
CAAUAAAAGAAAGACCCAUCCAUAAAUACAAAUCUAAGGCAAGCUCAUUAAUGAUUAACCAAGACAAAAAAAUUAUCUCUAAUAUAAAUAUUAUCCAUUACUUCACCCUUCACUCUCCGACACACACACAACAACAACAACACAACAAUGGAGCUAGUUACAAGCUUGACCAGCUGGUUAACUCCGACCACUCUCUUCCUCCUCCUCAAUUUCACAAUCGGCACCAUCUUCAUCGCCAACCGUUUCAGCUCCUCCGGUUCAAGAAAACACAACCCGCAUCAAGACGGUUUCCGGUCGGGUCAUGACCAAGGCCAGGCAAGGUUCGGCAGACCUCCUUCGCUCAUAGACAGAGUCAAGUCCAUCAACUUCAGUCUCUACAAUUCUCAUCCAUCAGAAUCCGAGAUCCACUUCUCCGGGUCGGAUCAUAACCCGAACCCACCUCCUUCUCUCUUUCAACGGGUCAGAUCCUUCAACAUGCCUUCCUUCAAGUUCCCACAACACAAUUCCGAAGGAGACUACGCUGCUUACAAUCUCAUGACCCGACCCGAAGAGAUUAACCGGGUCGACGACCCGAUCGACAAGAUACCGGAGAAUGACGUCACGACUGAACCUAGAGUCGGAGCUCCAUCACUCUUGCAGCGGGUAAAAUCCAUAAAGCUUCCUUCUUUAUACAGAUCCGAGCCAGAUCCGAUCCCCGAGGAGACAAAGCCGACGAGGACGAAGUCGGAGUCGAGCAAACCGGUGAAGAAGAAUAAGAAGAAAGCUACGGCGAAGAAGAUGACGAAAUCGGCUAGCGAGAGAUACACCGGACGGGAAGAAGAGACGGUUGAGGCCGUGGAGAAGAGUCGACCGGAGACAAUGAGAGCUGAGAUAACGACGCCGAUGGUCGACGGAGGAGGAGAAGAAGGUGUGGACGAUAAAGCUUCAAACUUCAUCAACAAGUUCAAGCAGCAGCUUAAGCUACAGAGGCUAGAUUCGUUCCUAAGGUACAGAGAGAUGCUCAAGAACGAGUAAACCAAAAAAAAAGCUUAAAAUUACGUUUUUGUCCUUCGUCGGAAUUUGUUGUUAGAACCUGGUGGUAAAUACGCCUGAAUCUGAAGGGCUUUUAGGUCAUUUCGACACAUCUGUUUUAGUUUGUUUGCUAGAUUUGGUGAUGACUGGUUAUGACAAAACUAGUAUGUGUCGUGUGCGUAAUUGCUGGAUCUGGACAUCUGAGUUCCACUUAAUCUUUUGUCGUUUAUUUACUCGGUGGUAAAAGUAGUUUAAUGCUGUUUUUAUUACGUGGAAACAAUUAUUCUAAUUAUUACUAGUAUUAUUUUCUGUAUGCAUCGAUUGUUGCGACCGAAGAAGAACAUUCAUCGAUA